Molecule: messenger RNA, 1065 nt
Organism: Helianthus annuus (common sunflower)
Lineage: Eukaryota; Viridiplantae; Streptophyta; Magnoliopsida; Asterales; Asteraceae
Product: F-box protein At1g11270-like
Exons: 1
Coding region: 1-1065 (354 amino acids)
Molecular function (GO): protein binding
Source: RefSeq, a predicted model, not a curated record
AUGGAAGCUAUUGAUUUUGACACCUUAGUCGUGGAAGUUUUGUCUAGGCUCCCUUCAAAAUCAAUUUGUCAAUUCAAAUGUGUUAGUAAAGCAUGGUGUGCGGAAUUAUCAACUAAUCAGUUUGUCAUGUUGCAUUGUGUAUGCCUUAAUAAAGCUAAAAAUCGGAAGCUAAUAUCUUUGAAUGAUAUGUCAAUAGAUGUUGAUAACGUAAUCUGUGGCAAGAUUGAAUUUGGUUCAACGAAAAGUAUAUCUUUUCCUUUCGAGACUCCACCACUAUCAUUAUGUUUUCUUUCUUCUCUCGACGUACUUUUAUUAGUUUUCAUGGAAAACUGUAUUAGUAAACUUAUCCUUUGGAAUCCAACUACUAAUUGGUAUACUAUUUUAUCUGAUGACUACCCUAAACAUGGAUACGAUCACGAAUAUGAUACUGGCGCUAUCUACUACGAUCAAUCUAACGACCUUAAAGUACUCCACAUCAAACGUCGAUACAAUAAUGUAUUUGCAAGUGUCUAUUCUCGACGUUUUGGUAUAUCGAGAGAUGUCGAAUUCUUGAAUGCAACUAACUUUGGUUCAAGUUCUUAUGCGUGGUCUGUUGGAACACUAUCCGCUAAGACCGUAUACUUCAUUGUUUCACAAUCUUGGUGGGUAAUUGGAAAGAAGUUUAUAAUUGCUUUUGAUGUUUUAUCUGAAACAUUCAAACUUAUUAAUUUUCCUUUGAGUAAAGAUCUUAUUCCUAGCCAAGGUCAUCUUAUCACAUUAAACCGGAAGAUUCACAUGUUUGUUGUUUCCGAACCUGAAGAGCUUAUUGUUGAACUCUUCAAACUCGAUGGUGAAGUAUGGCAUAAGGUUUUAUCUUUUCAGAAUUCUCAAACAGUUUCUUUCCAAAGUAGGCGGCACCAACCACAUAUAAUGGAGUACAACACAUGGAUUUUAAUGAGUGAAUGGGGACAUAUGGUUACCGUUAAACUAACGGGCGAAGAGUUGGAAUAUUUACAAGAUGUUGAUACAUUUAAUGGAGUUAACGGAGCGUUAUUUAUAGAGACUAUUAUUUCUCCUUUUAGUUAG